Molecule: messenger RNA, 892 nt
Organism: Pelodiscus sinensis (Chinese soft-shelled turtle)
Lineage: Eukaryota; Metazoa; Chordata; Testudines; Trionychidae
Source: RefSeq, a predicted model, not a curated record
GGGGCUGCAGGGCUGGGGUCUGGCUCUGGGAAGGAGCGGAGCGUUCUCAGCUUCCCCCGCUAGGUGGGGCUGUGGGGCAGGACGCGGGCGGUUCGGUGCGGCACCAGCCCGGAGAAGGCAGCGGCUGGCGGGCGCUGCGCAGUAGGGCGAACGGAGGCCCAUGGCUUUGAUCCGCAACCGGCUGGGCCUGCUGGUCCUCGGCGUCCUGGUCACCUUCCUCCUCUCCCUGCUGCUCCCGGCCAUCCAGCACGAGCGGUUCCCAGCCAGGGCAGGCAGCCCCAAGCCCCAGCCCCGGGCGGAGAAGAGCCAGCGAGAGGCCAAUGCCACCAUCCUAACGGGGACCGUCGCCGGGAGCCCGGCCGUCUCCUACAGAGAAGGCUUCCUGCUCCAGAGAGCUGGCACGCCCAGCCCCAACAGGCUGGAGGUGGUUCUGCUGCACGGCCAGGCCUUCACUUCUAAGACGUGGGAGGAGCUGGGGACGCUGGCUCUGCUGACAGAGGAAGGCUAUCGCGCCGUUGCCCUCGACCUGCCUGGUAGGAGUCUGCUGCCCACGUUGCCGAGUUCAUUUCUGCCUGCCCACGUGGCUCCCUCCCUGGCACGCACCAGCUGGCUGGUGGGCAGAGGAAAUGAUUGACGAGUCCUGUGCCUCCGGGAGGGGUCAGUUACAGGGAGCCAGGCGUUGGAGUGGUGCUCAUCAUGCAGACCGUGCCUGCAUCCCGGAUCCGCUUCCCUCCCGGGGUGCUGGGCAGAAGGCUGGGCCUUCGUCAGUUUCACGUGGCCCUGGAGACGUGGCAGGGCUAGCUAAUGUGGGUCCUGCUGGCAUCCAGCCCCAGCCCAGGGGCUAUUAACGGGGAGGGGCCUGUCAGUGCCACCCGGUCCCGUGCACAAUGGU